Molecule: messenger RNA, 696 nt
Organism: Oikopleura dioica
Lineage: Eukaryota; Metazoa; Chordata; Appendicularia; Copelata; Oikopleuridae
Source: the annotation of a GenBank genome assembly
AUGGCUUGUAGAGGAUACGUGUGCAUUUUAACAACGCUCUGUAGUAUCCAGCUUGCUUUAGCAGUGGCAGUUCUGGGCAUGUCAAUCUAUGCGUUUGCUCAAGCACCUGUACCAGAGAAUACCGCGCCCAUCGUUGGAUUGUGCGUUUCUUGCCUUGCAGCUGGGACCAGUAUUUUCGGAAUCCUCGGAACAAUUUGUGGCAAACGACUGAUGGUUAUUUCACAUGGCCUGUGCACGAUUUUUGUCAUCGUUGUAGCUGCUGUUGGCCUUGUUCUUUCUUCGCUCGCUGCUGCUCAAGUCAGCUAUUUCCAAGGACUCGUCCUCAAAAUUCAGGAAAAUCUGAUCGACAAUGCUGUUAUCCCGGAUCAAAUGAACGCGAUCGAGAUUGACAAGGACUCUGAUCAAGAAGAUCGAGCUGGACUAUUUUAUGAUGGCUUUGACGUUCCAGAUCAGUACUUUUAUUUAGACGAGUUUUACUACAACCAAAUGUUCGAAAACAUCACCGUCGACUUGAAGUCAACUGACCCCGAAGAUCUGGACCCUGAACCAAUUGAAAUUAUUCUUCUCUCUCCUACUCAACGGCAGUAUACGAUCUUAGCAGCUAUCGUCUUCGCUUUUACUUUCAUUAUCUACGCCUUAUCUGGCUAUUGUGCAUUUUCAUAUGUUCGAAACUUUGGUGAACUUAUCGUACUGUAA